Messenger RNA from Fukomys damarensis (Damara mole-rat), 1423 nucleotides. RefSeq names its product membrane anchored junction protein (gene Majin). The record is from RefSeq and is a predicted model, not a curated record. The transcript has 11 exons. Gene Ontology annotation, cellular component: nuclear inner membrane. Gene Ontology annotation, biological process: homologous chromosome pairing at meiosis; meiotic attachment of telomere to nuclear envelope. The coding region runs from base 56 to 820 and encodes 254 amino acids. Lineage: Eukaryota; Metazoa; Chordata; Mammalia; Rodentia; Bathyergidae. Gene Ontology annotation, molecular function: DNA binding.
GAGUUCGAGACCAUCCUGAGCUGCAUAGUGAGUUCCAGGCUACCAUUCAGAAGCAAUGAGUUUAAAACCCUUUACCUACCCAUUUCCAGAGACGAGGUUUCUUCAUGCAGGACCCAGUGUGUAUAAGUUCAAAAUCAGAUAUGGCGACAGUAUCAGAGGAGAAGAGAUAGCAAAUAAGGAAGUCAUCAUCCAGGAACUGGAGGAUUCUAUCCGUGCAGUCUUGGGAAACUUGGACAACCUGCAGCCGUUUGUUACUGAACACUUCAUUGUAUUUCCCUAUAAAAGCAAAUGGGAGAGAGUUUCCCACUUGAAAUUCAAACAUGAGGAAGUCGUCUUGAUCCCUUACCCAUUUGUUUUUACUCUAUAUGUGGAGAUGAAAUGGCUUCAUGAAAACUUGUCACUUGGGAGACCAAUAAAUGACAGUCCUCUUGGGGUGGUUGUAGCUGAGAAGAAAGCAGCAGAAGCUGUGAUGAAGAAACGAAAACUCAACGAAGAGCAUCGCUCCCCUGAUGGGGCAGGGCAGCCCAGGGCCAAGAUGGGGUCUUCCAGCCAAAGACCCAGCAUGAAGAAGCCACCUAUGGAAACCAGGAGGAACAGAGAAAGGAAACCCCAGCAAGAGAGACAGACGACCAUAGCCUCUGACACCACUGAUGUCCAGGAACAGCAUUCUAAAUGUGGACACAACCUGCCAGGGGCAAUCGUUCCACCCUUGCAGCAGAACAACUCACCUCCACCUAAAGAGCUGGGAAUCCGAAGCGUCUUUGGGUUUCUAAGCACUGUCUUUCCCCUUCGGUAUUUCUUCAAGAAGAGCAGCCAGUGAGCCUCCCAGAUGCGGUGACAGCCACAGAAAGAGGGCCUUCUCUUGCAGCGACUGCUCCCUGGCCACCACUCCUCCAGCUCCAUCCUUUUCUUACCACGCUUCAACCAUGAGUAUAAUGGCUCCCAAUUAGUCUUCUUGUGGGUUUGUCCUGUCCUUAGCCCUUUAUAAUUGAGUGGGUUCCCCCCCACUGCCAUUAAAACACUGGAAAAAGAAUGGAACUUUCUAAAAUGCUCGCAUCUAAGAAUUUUACUACCCUGAGGGCCAGUUUGGGUCUUUUGUCUCCAACACUUAGGAUCCUAAAACCAAUAAAUUAAUUAUUUAUGAAGAAUUAUUGAUUAAAUUUAGUGAAACAGAUUGAGAGAGAACAAACUCUUCCCUCAAAAUAUAGAGAAGCAAUGUGUGACACUUUCCCUGGCAUCUAGUUGCUGCUUACAGGGUCACACUGGGCAGCCACCAAGUCUGUGUCUGACCUCGAACCUUAAACUUUGCUGCUAGGGUCCAGGGAAUGAGGUUAUGCAAGACUUACUGCCCUGAGCCCUGCAGCCCCCAAAGAAGUGAUCUUUGUUCCAGCCCAGCUUGGCUUGGCCCCAGAGUGUUACUUCU